Meloidogyne enterolobii is the source of this 687-nucleotide messenger RNA. The record is from the annotation of a GenBank genome assembly. Lineage: Eukaryota; Metazoa; Nematoda; Chromadorea; Rhabditida; Meloidogynidae.
AUGAGGGCAUCUGAGCUCAAACUUCGAUCCGCUGAACAAAUCAUCAGAGAGAAGGAGAGGGAAAUUGCACGUUAUAAAUUCGCUGAUAGGAUCCGUGCGGUGAUUGUGAGUGGAGACACCCCAAAAGCUUCGGACAUUGCUGAAAUGGAGAGAAUUUUGGAAGUUUGGAAAAGUUCUCUUGUUCCGACUACGAAUGAAUAUGGUAUGGUACCUAAUGUUCAGCGCGGGGAUCGAAGAUAUGUCUUCCUCAAAAACUGUUUCAAUGCUUUUUGCUACCUUUGUUUUUGUUAUUGUUCUGUCGGAUCGUUAAAUCUUGUUGAAUCUACUACUAGAAUAAUUGAAGUUGGACGGGGCAAACACAAAUUGGAGGGUGAUAAUGUGAUUCUGAGUGAGCGUUCGAGGAUUGCUGAAAGGGAGGACACGAAAGACUACAACAUUCUAUCACCGGAAGAAUCGUGUGAUUUGCACAUCGAUUACAAUAACAAUAUAAUUGUGUACUUUCAGGAAGAUGGAGAUUGUAUUGUGGACUUUAUUGUUGAAGAUUCGGAUAUUUUAAACUUUUUCGAUACUUCAUAUACCGUUGAAUUCACUAUGGUAUUGUAUAAUUACAACGAUUCAUUAUCUAAGUGUUUAGCUAAUUGUUCUGAUUUUGAAUUAAUGAAUACAAAUAUGUAUGUCCAUUACUAA